AUGUUGGUUUUCUGUCCCCACUGCGGCAAUGCCCUCACGAUUUCCCUGGCGGAUUCGAGCUCGAGACAUCCCAUGGGUACCAGCCGAUUCGAAUGCCGGGCCUGUCCAUAUGAGUCUAUCCUGGAUCGCCAGUGGUGCGAAGACACGGAGAUGAAACAAAAGGAAGUGGAGGAUGUCUUUGGCGGCAAGGAAGAGUUUGCCAAUGCGGACAGUGUCGGCACGCAAUGCCCUGCGGAAGGCUGCAACGGGGACCGUGCAUACUUCUUCCAGCUGCAGAUUCGAAGCGCUGACGAACCGAUGACUACAUUCUUGAAGUGUACUACGUGCGGCGCGCGGUGGAGAGAGAAUUGA
Molecule: messenger RNA, 351 nt
Organism: Penicillium alfredii
Lineage: Eukaryota; Fungi; Ascomycota; Eurotiomycetes; Eurotiales; Aspergillaceae
Product: DNA-directed RNA polymerase III core subunit RPC11
Exons: 4
Coding region: 1-351 (116 amino acids)
Biological process (GO): termination of RNA polymerase III transcription; DNA-templated transcription
Cellular component (GO): RNA polymerase III complex
Molecular function (GO): nucleic acid binding; DNA-directed RNA polymerase activity; zinc ion binding
Source: RefSeq, a predicted model, not a curated record